Gossypium raimondii (Peruvian cotton) is the source of this 2246-nucleotide messenger RNA. Its product is annotated as probable rhamnogalacturonate lyase B. The record is from RefSeq and is a predicted model, not a curated record. Gene Ontology annotation, molecular function: catalytic activity; carbohydrate binding. NCBI's taxonomy places the organism in Eukaryota, Viridiplantae, Streptophyta, Magnoliopsida, Malvales, Malvaceae. The coding region runs from base 39 to 2078 and encodes 679 amino acids. The transcript has 16 exons. Gene Ontology annotation, biological process: carbohydrate metabolic process.
UUUUUCGUUUUAUGCUGACUCUGUUGGAUUAAUCCAUUAUGGAGAAGGUGGUCAACAUGAGCCAUUGGAGAAGUAAGCUUGUUUUGUGGAUGAUAAUGGUGAUUCAAUUAUCACUGUUUCUCUCUGUUUUCUCUACUGAAAUCCAUGCCAGAAAACUCCUAAAGGACAACCACAUUAACACUAAUGAUGUCCGGUUACACAUAAGUGAUCGCCAAGUGAUUAUUGAUAAUGGACUUGUUGAAGUCACUAUCGAGAAUCCAUCUGGUUACUUGAUAGGAAUUAAAUAUAAAGAGAUGGAAAAUGUACUUGAAAGGAGAAACCAUAAUUCCAAUAGAGGGUACUGGGACAUUGUGUGGGAUGAUGAUGCCUAUGAUAAACUGGAAACCAAGCACGUCGAGGUCAUAACACAAACUAAUGACAUUGUAGAGCUUUCCUUUACCAAAACAUGGAGUUCUAAAAACCAUGGAAAGACACUUCCCCUGAACAUACAAAAAAGGUACAUAGUCCGGCGCGGCAUCUCGGGGGUCUACAUGUACGGCAUUUUCGAGCGCCAGGAAGAUUUUCCGGAAGCUCAUAUGUACCAAAUAAGGAUUGCUUUCAAGCUCCAGGAAGACAAGUUCCGGUUCAUGGCGAUAUCGGACACGAUACAACGGGUCAUGCCUCAAAGUGAAGAUCGGGUCAAAGGUCAUAGUAAGCCUCUUGACUUCAAAGAAGCUGUUUUACUGACAAAUCCAUCAAAUCCAAAACUUAAAGGAGAGGUUGACGAUAAGUACCAAUAUUCUACUGAGAAUAAAGAUAAUAAACUUAACGGUUGGAUAUCGGACCACGAUGCCGUCAGUUUUUGGAUAAUGACCCCUAGUAAUGAGUUUAGAACCGGCGGUCCGCAUAAACAGGACCUUACUUCUCAUGUCGGUCCGACUGCUCUUUCGAUGUUUGUUAGUACGCAUUAUACUGGACCCGAAAUCGACACAUUCUAUAAGGAAGGAGAGGCUUGGAAAAAAGUUUUUGGUCCGGUUUUGAUCUAUCUGAAUUCUGCUUCUUCAAAGGACGAUGAUCACCGCAAGAUCCUGUGGAAUGAUGCUAAAAGACAGUUGAGUGAAGAAAUUGAAAGUUGGCCUUACAAUUUUACUCGAUCAGAAGAUUUUCCUCACUCUCAACAACGAGGACAAGUUAAUGGACAACUGCUAGUGCAAGACCGGUACAUGGAUAAGCAAUUAAUGCAGGCAAAAUCUGCCUUUGUGGGGUUGGCCCCCCCUGGAGAGGUUGAUUCAUGGCAAAAAGAAGGAAAGGGCUACCAAUUUUGGACUCAAACCGACAAGAUUGGUCGUUUCAACAUAAAAAAUGUCCGACCAGGGGUGUAUAAUUUGUAUGCUUGGGUCCAUGGUUUCAUAGGAAGCUACAAAUUAGAUCUCAAUAUCACUAUCCAACCAGGAAAUAAGAUCGAAUUGGGUACACUUAUAUAUGAUCCACCAAGAAAUGGACCGACAUUGUGGGAAAUUGGGAUUCCAGACAGGACAGCGGCCGAGUUCUUCAUACCUGAACCAUACCCACAAUAUGUCAAUUCAAUUACCAAUGAUGGUGCAGACAAAUUCAGGCAAUAUGGAUUGUGGGAUCGAUACUCGAAUAUUUAUCGUGAUAGUGACCUUGUCUACACUGUGGGUGCAAGCAACUAUUCAAAGGAUUGGUUCUUUGCUCAUGUUCCAAGGAAAACCGGGGACGAUAGGUACCGACCAACAACAUGGCAAAUCAAAUACAAUCUCCAAGAUGUAAACAAUAGAGGAACCUACACUCUCCAAAUGGCAAUAGCAGCAGCUUCUUUUGCAGAAGUAGAGGUUCGAUUCAACGAUCCAAAUUCCGAUCGACCUCAUUUUACAACCAGAAGAAUCGGUUACGACAACGCCGUACCAAGGCACGGGAUUCACGGAUUGUACAGAUUGUACAGCAUUGAAGUACCUGGAUAUAGAUUUCGUAAAGGGAACAACACAAUAUAUCUAACUCAGACAAGAAGUGACAACCCUUUUGAAGCUGUAAUGUAUGAUUACAUUCGAUUAGAAGGGCCUAAUAGUUUAAACGAUUAGUUAAUGUUAUCAAAUGUGCAAUUUAGGAUGGUUCUUUUGUUCUUUUUAUUUUUUUUAUUUAAUUUAAGUAUGAUUGUAAUUCUAGCCUUGAUUUCUAUGAUUAUAGCAACCAUUCAAUUGUAUACUGAAUAUAAAUUUUAUGAAUUAAAUUAUUAGGUAUUUAGUAAA